GUGACAGCGAGACCCCAAAAGAUUCUUCGGAAGCUUACGGCCAAAACCAGACGCAGUCAGGGAGAGAGAGAGAAUGAUGGAUGAGGGAGAGAUGAUUCUUACCAGACGGAGUCUCUAUAUAUGAAUGUCUGCGUUGGAUUCGGUCUAAUAUAGCAACUGCUUAGGAGGAAGAGUAGCAACUGAUUAGGAGGAAGAGCAGCCGCCGGCGUCGAUGGAAACAGUAGCAUACGAGGGACAAGUUGACGGCACAGUAGCGGUGGUGAUGGUGCCGCUCACGGCGCAAAGCCACCUCGCGCAGCUCCUCCACCUUUCGCUCUUCCUAUGCUCGCGCCGAGGACUCGCAGUCCACUACGCGUCCACCACCACGCACGUCCGCCAGGCCAUCUCCCGCCUCCAACCUGAGUGGUCCUCCUUCGCCAACGCCAUCUCGUUUCACGAGCUCCCCAUUCCUCCUUUCCGCAGCCCGCCCCCGGAUCCCACGGCCGGCACCAAGUUCCCCGCCCACCUCCAGCCCUUAUUCGACGUCUUCGAGCACCUCCGCACCCCCGUCGCCGCGCUCCUCCGCUCCCUCUCUGCUUCCUCCCGCCGAGUCGUUGUCAUCCACGAUCAGCUCGCCUCUUUCGCCGCUGAUGAGGCAGCCGCCUUUCCCAACACUGAGUCCUACGUCUUUUACUGCGUUCCCGCCCUGUUCCAGAUCAUCUUCGCACGACCCUCCGUCGCCCUCGAGCUGAGCCGUGAUCACGGCCUCACCCUUCCGUCCUUGGAGGGCAUGAUCACCGAGGAGUUCGUGGCCUUCAUCCGACGGCAGUUGGCAACUUACAAGACUGUUGACGCCUCCGGAAUGCUCUUUAACACGUGUCGCGUGCUCGAGGGUGAGUUCCUCGAUAUGCUUGCGCAAGAACCCGAGUACUGCAGCAAGAAGCUGUUUGCCAUCGGCCCACUGAGUCCGUUAGCCGUCGUCGCCGGCGAGCGUCUAGCGAGCUCCCACGAUUGUUUGAAUUGGCUGGACGAGCAACCGCCGGCGUCGGUGGUGUACGUGUCGUUCGGGACGAUGACAACGAUGUCCGGUGAGGAGGUGAGGGAGCUGGCGCAGGGAUUGCUGCUCAGCCAGCAGCGGUUUCUGUGGGUGCUGAGAGACGCCGACAGGGGCGACAUAUUCGCUGCGGAAGAGGGCGACGACGGCCGGCGGAUGAAGCUGGCGGCGGAAUGGGAAGAGAAGGUGGGAAAGCGGGGGAUGGUGGUGCGCGAGUGGGCGCCGCAGCUGGACAUUCUAGCCCACCAGGCGACAGGGGCGUUCUUCAGCCACUGCGGGUGGAACUCGUGCUCAGAGAGCCUAUGCCUGGCCGUGCCGAUGGUGGCGUGGCCGAUGCACUCCGACCAGCCCAUCAACACUGCGCUGGUGGUGGACUACCACGGCGCGGGCGUCGCGGUUCGGGGUAGCGGCGAGGCAGUGGGGCGGGAGGAGAUCGCGGCAGCCAUCAGGCGGGUGAUGGUGGGGGAGGAAAGCGAGGGUGUGAGGCGGCAGGCUAGGGCACUGGGGGAAGCGGUGCGGGCGGCGGUGGCCGACGGCGGAGCGUCUCGUGCCGAGCUGGACGCCUUCGUUGCUCUGAUCACCAGAUAAAACCCAAGUCAAAUUUUCUAUUUAUAAAACUAAAUAAAUUACUAGAAGGGUCGUAUCUACUGUUUAAGAUCAAUUGUCUACUAAGAGCAUCCAUAAUGAUAUUAGGAUUUGAGACAUUAACGCCAAAGUGGAUGUAG
Messenger RNA from Zingiber officinale, 1758 nucleotides. RefSeq names its product putative cis-zeatin O-glucosyltransferase. NCBI's taxonomy places the organism in Eukaryota, Viridiplantae, Streptophyta, Magnoliopsida, Zingiberales, Zingiberaceae. Bases 212 to 1621 code for a protein of 469 amino acids. The transcript is spliced from 2 exons. Gene Ontology annotation, molecular function: UDP-glycosyltransferase activity. The record is from RefSeq and is a predicted model, not a curated record.